AUGGAUCAUGUCGGCGGAAGCAUUCUCACGGCGGCGGCGGAUGAAUCUCCGGCAGCUGUGGGAGCGAAGCUAACAGAUUUCUUCGUUUUCUUUCGGAGCUGCGGAAAUUGCGAUUGCUUGCCGCCAAGCUCACCUGAUCCACCACGCAAAGCGCAUCUCUGUCCACUAACACACAUCAAGUACUGGAACUCCUCGCACCACCAGUUCAAGCACCAGCAACUGCGCGGCCCCGCGGCCACCACUGUUCAUUUCAAUACGAAUGAGGAUGCAGUUAAGGCUCUUGUGGGUGGUCCGUGGGUGGUGAACAGAAUCCAUUGUGGCAUGGAUUACACAAUUUGCCCUACUCGGCCGAGUCCGGUUAAUCAACCAGAGAAGAACAGUGGGGGAGGAGUUGAUGGAACUGGUAGCUUUUCUGUUGGUGGUCGGAAGAGAAAUGUGGCAGCCCUGGUGGAAAAUGGAUUAGCCAGGUCGAAGGGGGAGUGGAGGGUUACGACAAAUAAGGAGGUGGGUCUGAAGAAGGUGGGACGGGUGAGUAGUAGUAUGGAGCCUCAGCCUAGUGUAGAAACGGUAGUGGCAGUCGAGAAGGAGGAUAACGGGGGCAUUAAGAAUAUGAGGCUUCUGAAGGUAGCGACAUGCAACUUGAAUCAAUGGGCAAUGGACUUUGAUUGCAACAUGAAGAAUAUAAAAGAGUCCAUUUUGAGGUCUAAAGAAGCGGGUGCCGUUAUUCGGCUGGGUCCCGAGCUUGAAAUCACUGGCUAUGGCUGUGAAGACCAUUUCUUGGAACUUGACACGGUCAACCAUGCCUGGGGCUGCUUAAAAGAGUUAUUGCUUGGUGGCUGGACAGAUGGCAUACUGUGCAGUUUCGGUAUGCCUGUUAUCAAAGGAUCAGAACGUUACAACUGUCAAGUGUUGUGCUUGAAUAGGAAAAUACUGUUGAUACGCCCUAAGAUGUGGCUUGCGAAUGAUGGUAACUACAGAGAACUCAGAUGGUUUACUGCAUGGAAGCAAAAGGAGCAUCUUGAAGACUUUCUUCUUCCAAGUGAAAUAUCUGAUGAUUUGUCGCAAAGGACAGUGCCUUUCGGCUAUGGAUUUAUUCAGUUUCUUGAUACUGCUGUUGCAGCAGAAGUGUGUGAGGAACUUUUCAGUCCUAUGGCCCCUCAUGCAGAGCUUGCAUUGAACGGUGUUGAAGUUUUCAUGAAUGCUAGUGGGAGCCAUCAUCAGUUACGGAAACUUGAUCUUCGUAUGCGUGCUUUUGUCGGUGCUACACAUAUCCGUGGAGGAGUUUACAUGUACAGUAAUCACCAAGGAUGUGAUGGUGGGCGCCUAUAUUACGAUGGAUGCUCUUGUAUUGUGGUGAAUGGAGAUGUUGUUGCUCAGGGCUCACAGUUCUCACUGAAGGACGUUGAGUUGGUGGUUGCUCAAGUAGAUCUAGAUGCAGUGGCCAGUUUCCGAGGAUCAAUUAGUAGCUUUCAGGAACAAGCCAGUUGCAAACGAGAAGUUCCCUCCAUUUUAGUACCUCACAAGCUGUGUGAGUCUUUUAAGCUCCAGAUGUUACUUUCAAGUCCAAUUAAGGUUCACUAUCAUUUACCUGAGGAGGAAAUAGCUUAUGGGCCAGGGUGCUGGUUGUGGGAUUACUUGAGAAGAAGUGGUGCUUCUGGUUUUUUACUUCCACUUUCAGGUGGAGCAGAUAGCUCUUCUGUUGCUGCUAUAGUUGGUUCCAUGUGCCAGCUAGUCGUAAAAGAAAUAUUGAAUGGGGAUGAACAAAUAAAAACUGAUGCUAUACGGAUAGGCCAUUACACUGAUGGGCAAUUUCCAACAGACAGCAAAGAGUUUGCCAGACGUAUAUUCUACACAGUUUUCAUGGGAUCUGAAAAUAGUUCUACUGCCACAAGAACCAGAGCAAAAGUGCUUUCUGAGGAAAUUGGGUCAUGGCAUCUUGAUAUCUCAAUAGAUGGAGUGGUUUCUGCCCUUCUCUCUUUGUUUCAGACACUCACUGGAAAACGACCACGCUACAAGGUUGAUGGGGGUUCAAACAUUGAAAAUUUAGGGUUGCAAAAUAUUCAGGCUCGAAUAAGGAUGGUCUUAGCAUUCAUGCUAGCAUCACUAUUACCUUGGGUUCACAACAAACCAGGUUUUUAUCUGGUCUUAGGAAGCUCAAAUGUAGACGAAGGAUUACGUGGUUACUUGACUAAGUAUGAUUGCAGUUCGGCUGACAUAAAUCCAAUUGGAAGCAUUAGCAAACAGGAUUUAAGAAUAUUUUUAAGAUGGGCCGCUGUUCAUCUGGGCUACUCAUCUUUGGCAGAUAUUGAAGCUGCUCCCCCCACUGCUGAGCUGGAGCCUGUACGAUCUGAUUACAGCCAGCUGGAUGAAGUGGAUAUGGGAAUGACAUACGAAGAACUCUCGGUAUACGGAAGGCUUCGUAAGAUAUUCCGCUGUGGACCUGUUUCCAUGUUUAAGAGUUACUCGCCAGAGGAUAACAGGUUUGAUCUACGCCAAUUUCUGUACAACGCGAGGUGGCCUUAUCAGUUUCGAAAGAUUGAUGAACUUGUGCACGACUUGGAUGGUGAUAGUUUGGCCAUCGCAAAAUCUAGUGACCACACGCCUGACGGUGGUAUGGGUGUAAUAGCUGCGGGAGCAGGCAACCCAAGUGCCGGUUUUUAAGUUUUUUUCGUAAGCUUUCAGAUAUAGCAGUGUUUAUUGGCUGUGGUUUUUUAGUAUACGAACCAUCUGUUCGUGAAAACCUUAGAUUCUUUUCAUGUCCACAUGUCAAUGCCGGCAUAAUACUAAUUCAAUAAAUAAAUAAAUAAAUAAAUA
This is a messenger RNA of Striga asiatica, 2814 nucleotides long. The record is from the annotation of a GenBank genome assembly. NCBI's taxonomy places the organism in Eukaryota, Viridiplantae, Streptophyta, Magnoliopsida, Lamiales, Orobanchaceae.